UCGGAACAAGGACUAUGAGAAAAUGGUCGGGCAAACGAGGAGUAAGCUCAGAGCGACGGCUCCAGAACGGUUUCAGUCUUCCCGCCCCUGCCAGUCGAAACGGCGGCGCGGAGCCUCCGGAGCCCGGGAACCGGAGGUGGAGGAGGAGGUGGAAAAAUCGGGGCUGUCUCUUCAGUCUUCGACCCUAGGUGGCGGGAACCUGCCACGGGGCGCCCGAGGAUACUCGCCGCGGAGGAACCGAAAUCAGAAAGCGCGAAAUUGCUUGCAGCUGGACGCGAUCGCUAAGACCCUCCUUCUCGGCCGCUUCCAGUUCCUCCACGGUUUCCUGGCGCAGCUCCGGGAAAAGGCGCAGGAACUGCAGGCGCGUAGAUGCUCCAGCAAGACCACUCUCUGCAUCGCUGCCUGUGUAGGAAUUUUGCACUGGAUACAUUUAGUAACACUUUUUGAAAAUGAUCGUCAUUUCUCUCACCUCUCAUCUUUGGAACGGGAGAUGACUUUUCGCACUGAAAUGGGGCUUUAUUAUUCCUACUUCAAGACCAUUAUUGAAGCACCUUCGUUUUUGGAAGGACUGUGGAUGAUUAUGAAUGACAGGCUUACUGAAUAUCCUCUUGUAAUUAAUACAGUGAAACGCUUCCAUCUUUAUCCAGAGGUAAUCAUAGCCUCCUGGUAUCGCACAUUCAUGGGAAUAAUGAAUUUAUUUGGACUAGAAGCUAAGACCUGCUGGAAUGUCACCAGAAUAGAACCUCUUAAUGAAGUUCAAAGCUGUGAAGGAUUGGGAGAGCCUGCUUGCUUUUAUGUUGGUGUAAUCUUUAUUUUAAAUGGACUAAUGAUGGGAUUGUUCUUCAUGUAUGGAGCAUACCUGAGUGGGACUCAACUAGGAGGUUUUAUUACAGUACUGUGCUUAUUUUUCAACCAUGGAGAGGCCACCCGUGUGAUGUGGACGCCACCCCUCCGUGAAAGUUUUUCCUAUCCGUUCCUUGUACUUCAGAUGUAUAUUUUAACUUUGAUUCUCAGGACCUCAAGCAAUGAUAGAAGGCCCUUCAUUGCACUUUGCCUUUCCAAUGUUGCUUUUAUGCUUCCCUGGCAAUUUGCUCAAUUUAUACUUUUUACACAGAUAGCAUCAUUAUUUCCCAUGUAUAUUGUGGGAUACAUUGAGCCAAGCAAAUUUCAGAAGAUCAUUUAUAUGAACAUGAUUUCAGUUAUCCUUAGUUUCAUUUUGAUGUUUGGAAAUUCGAUGUACUUAUCUUCUUAUUAUUCUUCAUCUUUGUUAAUGACGUGGGCAAUAAUUCUAAAGAGAAAUAAAAUUCAAAAACUGGGAGUAUCUGAACUCAACUUUUGGCUAAUUCAAGGUAGUGUUUGGUGGUGUGGAACAAUCAUUUUGAAAUUUCUGACAUCUAAAAUCUUAGGCGUUUCAGACCACAUUCGCCUGAGUGAUCUUAUAGCAGCCAGAAUCUUAAGGUAUACAGAUUUUGAUACCUUAAUAUACACUUGUGCUCCUGAAUUUGACUUCAUGGAAAAAGCGACUCCGCUGAGAUACACAAAGACACUAUUGCUUCCAGUUGUUAUGGUGAUUACAUGUUUUAUCUUUAAAAAGACUGUUCGUGAUAUUUCAUGUGUUUUAACUACAAACACUUAUCUAAGAAAACAGCUCCUUGAACAUGGUGAGCUGGCUUUUCACACAUUGCAGUUGUUAGCGUUUACUGCCCUUGCCAUUUUAAUUAUGAGGCUAAAGCUGUUUUUGACGCCACACAUGUGUGUUAUGGCUUCCUUGAUAUGCUCUCGACGGCUCUUUGGCUGGAUUUUUUGCAGAGUUCGUUUUGAGAAUGUUAUCUUUGGCAUUCUAACAGUGAUGUCGAUUCAAGGUUGUGCAAACCUCCAUAAUCAAUGGAGCAUAAUAGGAGAAUUUAAUAAUUUGCCUCAGGAAGAACUUAUCCAAUGGAUCAAAUACAACACCAGACCAGAUGCUGUCUUCGCAGGUGCCAUGCCUACAAUGGCAAGCGUCAAGCUGUCUACACUUCAUCCCAUUGUGAAUCAUCCACAUUACGAGGAUGCAGACUUGAGGGCCCGGACAAAAAUAGUUUAUUCUACAUAUAGUCGAAAAUCUACCAAAGAAGUAAGAGAUAAAUUGCUGGAGUUACAUGUGAAUUAUUAUGUUUUAGAAGAGGCAUGGUGUAUUGCGAGAACUAAGCCUGGUUGCAGUAUGCUUGAAAUCUGGGAUGUGGAAGACCCUACCAAUGCAGCUAACCCCCCAUUAUGUAGCGUCCUGCUCAACGAUGCGAGGCCUUACUUCACCACAGUAUUUCAGAAUAGUGUGUACCGAGUAUUGAAAGUCAACUGAGAAGGAGACUACCCAUUACGCGAUGGUACAAUGCAGUGUGUCAAAAACAAUCACUCUUUGGCUUAUUUACAUUAAUAAAAAUCACAAGCUUAAUAAGAGACACUUAAAAAUAUGGUAAAAAUGGAUUGAAAGUUUUUCUGAUUACUAAAUUACUAUUUUGUUCAUUGAACGUCAACCAUAUUAAGCUCGUCAUAUAAAUCAUUAAAUCAUUCGCAUCAUACUGCAUAAACAAAUGUUCCUUUCAGAGUUUUAAAGAAAAAUGUAUGUAAACGAACAAUGAAU
This is a messenger RNA of Cebus imitator (Panamanian white-faced capuchin), 2620 nucleotides long. It is a transcript of the gene DPY19L2, whose product is annotated as dpy-19 like 2. Gene Ontology annotation, molecular function: mannosyltransferase activity. The record is from RefSeq and is a predicted model, not a curated record. The coding region runs from base 23 to 2338 and encodes 771 amino acids. Lineage: Eukaryota; Metazoa; Chordata; Mammalia; Primates; Cebidae. Gene Ontology annotation, biological process: spermatid development. Gene Ontology annotation, cellular component: nuclear inner membrane. The transcript is spliced from 22 exons.